CUCUGGGGUCCCUGGCUCACUCCACUCUCUCUGUCCAGCGCCAGGUGCGGGGGAAGGGUCUCCCCCAGGUCCCAGCCCCCCCCAGGAGCCUCCCGGGCGCCGUGGGGCCCCCUCCAAGUCGCCCCCGCAGCCCCCCAAGGAGCGGAAGGGGUCGGCGUCGUCGGCUGAGGACAAGAAGAGAGUGAAGGCCCUGGGCUACCGGGACUCGGGCUACCAGUGGGAGGUGCCCCCGCAUGAGGUGAUCCUGCUGCGGCGGGUGGGAGCCGGCUCGUUUGGGACCGUCUACCAGGGCCGCUGGCACGGCCACGUGGCUGUCAAAAUCCUCAAGGUGACGCAGCCCACGGCCCAGCAGGUGCAGGCCUUCAAGAACGAGAUGCAGGUACUCAGGCGGACGCGUCACGUCAACGUGCUGCUGUUCAUGGGCUUCAUGACGCGGCCGAGCUUCGCCAUCAUCACCCAGUGGUGCGAGGGCAGCAGCCUGUACCGGCACCUCCACGUCUGCGAGACCCGACUGGACGCCCCCGCCCGCACCGAGGUGGCGCGUCAGACGGCCCAGGGCAUGGAUUAUCUUCAUGCCAAGAACAUCAUCCACCGGGACCUGAAAUCCAACAACAUCUUCCUGCACGAGGGGCUGACGGUGAAGAUCGGUGACUUCGGCCUGGCCACGGUGAAGACGCACUGGAGUGGGGCCCGCCGGGUCGAGCAGCCCCGGGGCUCCGUGCUCUGGAUGGCGCCCGAGGUGAUCCGCAUGCAGGACAGCAGCCCCUACAGCUUCCAGUCCGACGUCUACGCCUACGGGGUGGUUCUGUUCGAGCUCACCACGGGCAGCCUCCCCUACGGGCACGUCCGCAGCCGCGACCAGAUCCUGUUCAUGGUGGGCCGGGGGUACCUGUCCCCUGACAUGAGCCGGGUGCCCAGCACCUGCCCCAAGGCUCUGAAGAGACUCAUGAUGAACUGCCUGAAAUUCAACCGAGACGAGAGACCCCUCUUCCCCCAGAUCCUGGCCACAGUGGAGCAGCUGCAGCGCCUCCUCCCCAAGCUGGAGCGAAGCAUGUCGGAGCCCUCCCUACACCGUGCCUCCCACCCCGACCCCCGCAGCUCCUCCCCCCCAUCGCCCCUGCGCCCCCUGGCCUAGCCUGGGCAGACGGACACCCCUGGUGCCAGGAGCUGCCGCUUCUCUGAGCCUCCCCCAGUUUGGGGACCCAGGUGUCCAGGAGCAACUAUGGGGGAGGGGGGCAAACACCCCAAGGGGCUGGGGAGCUUCUCCCCCCACCCGAACCUCAGGGCCAGCAUCGCCCCAGAGGAACUUCCAUUGUCUGGAGAUUGAUGGGUGACACCCCCCACUCCACCCUGCCCCAGAGGUGGCUGCAUCCCAGCAUCAGCCGAGCCGGCCGUUCUAUGCAGCCGUUCCCGGCCGCCCCGCCCCAGAGGUGGCUGCAUUAAGGGCGACCCGUGGGCUGUUAAAUCUCUGUUUUAAUAUAUCGGUCUCUGGUUGCUCGG
Messenger RNA from Gopherus evgoodei (Goodes thornscrub tortoise), 1500 nucleotides. RefSeq names its product serine/threonine-protein kinase A-Raf-like. The record is from RefSeq and is a predicted model, not a curated record. Gene Ontology annotation, biological process: protein phosphorylation. Lineage: Eukaryota; Metazoa; Chordata; Testudines; Testudinidae. The annotation marks the transcript as partial. Gene Ontology annotation, molecular function: protein kinase activity; ATP binding. The transcript is spliced from 8 exons. Gene Ontology annotation, cellular component: mitochondrion; cytosol.